ACUUAAGUCACCACUUCGGUCUUUUAUUCGACUCAAUGUAUCUUAAAAGCUUUCAAGUACUUUUCUAUUUCUCAACGCAGCGUUUACUCAAAUAGAUGUUAUUCACUACCGGCUUAUCUGUUUACAAUUAUGAACAAACAUUUUAUCAGGCGGUAAAAUAAAAGUUGAGAAAUGAAUGACAAGUUUUAGUUUUUUUACGAAAUCUGUGAAUAACGACGGGAGCAACCGAAUUAACAAAGUUUUGCCGAUACAUUAACGAUAACCAUGUAUAAAUUCUACGAUUUGUUAUUCGUAUAGAGUAAGAUUCGAAUUUUUGAAAAAAGUCUAAGAUCGUUUAUCUAUGUGUAUAUAAUAUAUAUAAAUAUUUAUGUAAACGUUCAAUCUUUUUUAAGGAAGUUUAAAUAAAGAAAAAUGUCUUUAACGAUGUUUCUCUUUGCGACUACGCAAAAACUUAUCACCACCUAGUUCAAGACUCUCGAUAACCGAGAGGCAUAAACAAACAAAUUCGCGCACACGUCGUUGCGGUUCAAAAAUCCUCCAAAAACCCGGCGGAUUGUCCCGUGCUCAAUUUUCGUCCAUCUUCCCCACCCUCAGCCCUCAAAGUGCCUGCGGCAAGCAAGUUUUAAAAACAGUGCGCGUCUGAUAGCCGAGCGGUUACGUGAUAUGUUCACCAUUAAAGUGUCGUGAUAUCUCAAUGGGAUUUGUCUCAAAAUAUGUGUAAUGCAACUCAAAAUAUCAUCUACCCGCGCGAGGCGACGAUUUUCGCAUCGAUUUGUGCCAUCCUGUUCUGCAUUGUUGGUGUCGUCGGUAACUUUGUCACAGUUUUGGCACUAAUCAGGUGCCCAAAAUUGCGUACACAUGCGACGACGGCGUUCGUUUUGUCACUUUGUCUCUCGGAUCUUCUCUUCUGUUCUGUGAAUCUUCCGUUGACGGCUUCGAGGUACAUCCACGAGGCCUGGACCCUCGGAGAUGCUCUCUGUGUGCUUUUCCCGGUGCUUUUUUACGGAAAUGUUGCCGUUUCGCUGCUCAAUAUGGUGGCGAUAACAUUAAACAGGUACGUCCUUAUAUCGUACCAUCAAUAUUACAACCAAUUGUACUCGAAAACCUCCAUAUGGUUGCAGCUGCUUUGUACAUGGGGUUUCGCUUUCUUAAUAAUGCUGCCGUCGCUUUUAGGUGUGUGGGGACAGCUGGGGCUUAAUCCGUCGACGUUUUCUUGUACGAUUUUGGAGAAAGACGGGAAAUCACCAAAGAAAAUUCUCUUCUUGAUAGCGUUCGUGCUACCGUGUGUGGUUAUAAUCACGUCGUAUUCCUGCAUAUUUUGGCGGGUGCAAAGAUCACGGAACAAACUCAAAGCGCAUCAGCUCGCGACAAAAAAAGAAAAAAGGAGCAGCCGAAGAGAAAGAGAUGACAGUAGGCUCACGAAGCUCAUGUUGAUUAUAUUUAUUUGUUUCGUUUUAUGUUUUUUGCCGUUAAUGUUAGUUAAUGUUUUUGAUGACGAAGUAGAGUAUCCAGUUCUGCACGUAUUGGCAUCUAUUUUAGCUUGGGCUUCUAGUGUUAUAAAUCCGUUUAUAUAUGCAGCUAGUAAUAGACAGUACAGAUCAGCAUAUUCGAAACUCUUCAGAAUUGUUAGAUCAAGUGUCGUUUUUUCGGAAUCUAAGCAGCUGUCGAAUAACUCUCUCAAAUCGAGAGACCGAAAUGGACAGUCUGUCAACUUCAAGCCCAACGCUGGUUCCUCAUAACCCUUUGUUUUCUCAAAUUCUUGCCACUCAGUCAUUCCUUACAAAACGGAACAUUUGCCAAAUAUUUGAAAGACUGACAAGAUAUAAGUUAGUAGUUCUGAAGCACCUUGUAAUUUUUGUCACAAAAGCAGUAUUACCCUUUCCAAAAAUACAUAGUGAUAUAUAAUACUAUCGAACUUUUGUGAUAUUCCUAGAUGCGUUAGGUCAAUAGUUCAACUCAAGAUAUUAUUUUAUAUUUAUUGUUUACAAAUAGUUUUGGAAUUUUCAUAUUCUGACUGAAUUUAAAGUUCAAUUUGUACAUAUGUAUACAGAUUAAUAUAAAAUACAUUUUUUAAGCCUCAA
This is a messenger RNA of Zophobas morio, 2081 nucleotides long. RefSeq names its product protein trapped in endoderm-1-like. The transcript has 5 exons. Lineage: Eukaryota; Metazoa; Arthropoda; Insecta; Coleoptera; Tenebrionidae. Bases 714 to 1739 code for a protein of 341 amino acids. Gene Ontology annotation, cellular component: membrane. The record is from RefSeq and is a predicted model, not a curated record. Gene Ontology annotation, biological process: G protein-coupled receptor signaling pathway. Gene Ontology annotation, molecular function: G protein-coupled receptor activity.